Molecule: messenger RNA, 788 nt
Organism: Drosophila innubila
Lineage: Eukaryota; Metazoa; Arthropoda; Insecta; Diptera; Drosophilidae
Product: glutathione S-transferase 1-1-like
Exons: 1
Coding region: 54-686 (210 amino acids)
Biological process (GO): glutathione metabolic process
Molecular function (GO): glutathione transferase activity
Source: RefSeq, a predicted model, not a curated record
CCUUGCGAAACAGAAACAGUAACCGAUCAACUCGCAAGAAAUUCAGUACUAAAAUGGAUCUUUAUUAUUCGCCUCUCGCUGGAACUAGCCGUGCCAUUCUUAUGACAGGAAAGGCUCUUGGUCUUGAAUUUAACAAAAAAGAGAUAAACGUCGCUAAGGAGGAGCAACUGAAACCAGAAUUUGUAAAGAUCAAUCCUCAGCAUACCAUUCCUACUCUCGUCGAUAAUGGCUUUACUUUGUGGGAGUCUCGCGCCAUUCUUACAUAUCUGGUCGAGAAGUACGGAAAGGACGACUCACUUUACCCCAAAGAUCCCCAACGACGUGCUCUUGUGAACCAACGCUUGUACUUUGAUAUGGGAACAUUAUACAAGUCUUUCGCAGACUAUUACUACCCACAGUUCCAAAAGAAGACUGUUGAUCCAGAGCUAUUCAAAAAGGUUGAGACAGCCCUGGACUUCCUAAACACAUUCCUUGAGGGUAAACAGUAUGUGGCGGGUGAUAGUUUCACCGUUGCCGACAUUUGUAUCUUGGCCACUAUUUCUACUUUCCUAGUAGCAAACCUACCCAUUAGCAAGUACACUAAUAUUACGAGAUGGUACGAGAAUGGUAGCAAAUUGGCACCUGGCUGGGAUGAGAAUGAAAAGGGUCUGGCUGCACUAAAGGCUUUGAUUGAAACCAUGAAAUAGAUUAUAGAGGCAACUUCUCAAUUCUCAGAUUUAUUUGAAAAACAUAAUUAAUUAUCAAUGUACUGUUCACUAAAUAAAUUUAUAUAAUUUUAAACCACAAAA